Symbiodinium pilosum is the source of this 1533-nucleotide messenger RNA. NCBI's taxonomy places the organism in Eukaryota, Dinophyceae, Suessiales, Symbiodiniaceae. The record is from the annotation of a GenBank genome assembly.
AUGGCGUCGUCUUUGUUCAGAUGGCCUUUCAGCAUGUUCAACGAAGAUGUGGAGCAUGAAGACAGUGAUGGUUUGCAGCACUUGCGGGACGCCUUGGAGAAAGCAGAGAGACAAGUAUCAUCAUCAACCAGUGACUCCGAGGAGGAACGCGAACGCAAGGAGGAGAUUCUUGACGGUUUUCGUGCCAAGUUGGAAGAGUUUGAGGUGGAAACGCAGAAGAAGGUCAAGAUCACGAUUUGCAGUGCCGUCAGUGGUGAGUCCAUCGCGCAAGUGCGGCUGAGACCUACGGAUUUCGUGGUGCACCUCUGCGAAGCAGUUGUGAAGGAAAUGAGCCACAGAGCCGUUGUGUCUCAUUCAAUCAUUUUCCAAUCUGAGGUCUUGCCACAGCACAAGACGAUCAGCGAGGCCGGAUUGCAGGAUGGCGAUAUCGUAUAUGUGGCAAGAGCUCCAGUGAGGUGUCUGACUGCAUCGCAUGAUGGUUCAGCAUGCCUCUGGAACUUCGAGCAAGAGACAAACAACACAACAGGUCCUCCCAGUGCUGCCGAGCCUCUUCGCGUGAACGCACAGGGAGCCUUGAAGCAUGCCAGUAUGUCUCCUUCUGGACAAUUGUUGAUGCUGUCAACAGAGGAUGGAGGCAGUGGACUCAUAUAUUGUGCCGAGACUCUGCAAUUCCUUCAUCGGCUGCAGGGGGGUGCCCAGAGUGCCUCAUUUUCCGCGGAUGGGCAAAAGAUAGUAGGUGUUGAUGCAGAUGGCAAUGCCAACAUUUGGUCUGCCCAAACGGGUCAGAUCAUUCACCGCAUGUUUCCGCCAAAGACAUCCUGUCAGUUCGAUUCUGACUCGGAUGACGAUGCUGAGAUGACCUUUGCAAACCUUUCGGGUUGUGGCAAGCUCAUUGCAACAGCUGCUGGUUCCUGCGCACAGCUUUGGGAUGCCUCUGGCAACCUCCAGCACACACUCCAGGGCCACGCAGGAACUGUGAGGCAUGCAGCAUUCUCAGCUGACAGUCAGUACCUGCUGACCGCCUCAGCAGAUUCGACGGCUAGGAUUUGGGAUUGCGACAGUGGCAGAUGUAUGCGGAUCCUAAGUGGCCAUCAGCGGGCUUUGACGCUUUGCGCUUUUUCGCCAACAGGACUGCAAGCCAUCACCGCAGCUCAUGAUGGAACUCUGAAGCUGUGGGACCUAGCAGACGACAUCACAGAUGGCUCGCACUUAGAGUGCACCUUGACCCUUGAGGCUGAUGGCGGUGUCGUCAGUUCAGCUUGCUUUUCGCCAGAGGGGUCGAGACUGCUGAUGGCUUGUGGCUCUGACACGGUGCGCAUGUUCAACACCGCAACUGGCCAGAUGCAGCUGUCUUUCGACGGGUUUCAUGAUGAUUGGGUUCGAUCUUCAAGCUUCUCGCCUGAUGGCCUAAUUAUUGCCACCACAUCUUAUGAUGGAGCAGUCGGCAUUUGGAGUGCGACCACAGGAAAGUGUUUGCACUCGCUUCACGGACAUACACAAGCAGUGGUGGUUGCGCAGUUGGCGGCCGCAUAG